AUGCUCUCCUUUUCGGCAUUCGGUCUACUCGUCCUCACCGUCGGUCCUGCUCUCUGCAUUCCUCCACCAGACUUUGGCUUCCCAGAGGCUCCGAAUGAUACAGCCCUCGCGGUCACAUACCCGAACAAUGGCAGUCCACUUGUCGUCGCAGAAGCCCAACUCUUCGGCGUGACGAUCCCGUCUCAAGAACCUACCGUGGCCGUCGAUCCCUCUAGAUUCGAGUCCAUCGCAACCUACAAUGGUUCCUACACCCUCAUCAUGGUCGAUCCCGAUGCCAGAUACCCUGAAGAGCCCACCUCCCGAUUCAUUCUCCACUGGCUGCAGACCAACAUGACAACCGCUCAACAAGCUGCGGACGGAACCACUCAACUCAUCAAUAAUACCCAGCCACGAGCGCCAUACCGGGGUCCUGGGCCCCCAACGAACUCGUCCGCCCAUCGAUACAUCCUGUAUGCGUUCUUCCAGCACGAAAAUUUCACAUUCCCGCCAGCUUUCGAAGGUUACAAUGCUACAAACCGGACUAGCUUCAACCUGACAGAGUUCCUGGAUCAGUCGAAUCUGGGUCAGACAGCUGCUGCUGCAAUGUACUUCUUCGCCAGCAAUCAGACCGGAGUGCCUCCAGACUUUGUUGCUGCUGCUGGAGCAACGUAUCCAGGCGGGAAUGGUGCGAUGAUCACGGAAGGCCCCGGACCAAGCAUCACACCUUCUUCGACGCCCGCCACUGCUACGGCAUCGGCGACCGGAGCAAGCUCUGAGGACUCGAACUCCGCCAGCGAAUCUGGAGGUGCCUCGGCGACGGAAUCGGCAGCAUCACCCUCACCUUCAAGCGACGCUGUCAAGACAAGAGCCGGACUAGGUAUGGUCAUGCUAGCAUGCACGUUGAUCGCCAUGACUUUGGCGUGA
Cladophialophora carrionii CBS 160.54 is the source of this 903-nucleotide messenger RNA. RefSeq lists its product as uncharacterized. The transcript has 2 exons. The record is from RefSeq and is a predicted model, not a curated record. Bases 1 to 903 code for a protein of 300 amino acids. Lineage: Eukaryota; Fungi; Ascomycota; Eurotiomycetes; Chaetothyriales; Herpotrichiellaceae.